Messenger RNA from Lathyrus sativus (Indian pea), 378 nucleotides. Lineage: Eukaryota; Viridiplantae; Streptophyta; Magnoliopsida; Fabales; Fabaceae. The record is from the annotation of a GenBank genome assembly.
AUGAGUUCUAGGUCAUCUGGGAAGGUUAAGUGGUUCAACGAUAUGAAGGGGUUUGGAUUUAUUUCCCCUGAUGAUGGUACGGAGGAGCUUUUCGUUCACGAAUCUGAUAUCCAGACUGAUGGUUUCAAGAGUCUUGCUGCAGGUGAAUCUGUUGAGUAUCAUGUUAAAUCUGGCCCUGAUGGACGAUCUAAGGCUGUUCAGGUAACUGGUCCUGAUGGUGCGCCUGUGAAAGGAAGCGAGCGUAGUCGUGAAAGUGCUCUUGGUGGUUACAUCAAUGUCGGCGGUGGUGGUUACAACAGUGUCAGUGUAGGUGUUUACGGAGGAAGCACAGGCGGAGGUGGAGGAGGAGGGGGAGCACGUGGUGGAAGCCGUGGUUGA